UUGUACUCCUGACAUAAACUUAUAAACAUAGCAGUAAAUGGAAACAUCCUCCGAUACCCCUAUGUGUCACCUGUGCCUGGUAACAGGACAUACAAAAACCCACAAAAAGGAAAACAGUUCACAAACAGGAAGUAAGUUGAAGUGGGGAAACCCAGAUUUUGCAUUUAAAUUCACGAGUGACGUUUUACUUCCUCCUUCAAACUGCAUAACACUCGGUGCACACAGUCAGUACGCUCACUUCUCGCCUGGACAACACGACCUACCCACGAUGACUUCGCCGAUCACGUUGAUGUUGGUGCUGUUCCUGACGUCGGUGCAAGGCAACGUGUUGCUGAAGGACGCCAUUAGGAAUGCGUUCUACGGCUUGUCCCGUGACUUUGCGAGUGGCGGCUCGAAACAACUCACCGAGGCCGGCCAUGUGCAGAGCUGCAGCCCAACAGACCCUAAGUUCAAUGUGACGUGGGAGCCCAAGGUUCUCGACCCCGAGGGGAGUAUCGUUGUCAACUACACCUAUAAGAUCCCUCACGACUUCAACUCGGGAAUUGCUGACGUAGCCCUGUACUUCAACAAGAUACAAAACCCCAUCUUUGAAGACUCGUUCCCCGUCACCUGCGAUGAAGUCAAGAAAUACAUUCCCUGUCCUUUCAAGGGCGGACCAACUUUCCAUGGAACCUACCCCUACUCGAACCUGCUCAUCCUUAAAGGUUAUGAUGGUAUCUACAAAGCCAAAGUGAAUCUGAAGAACCAGGAUGGACAGGUCAUGUUCUGUGCCAUAGCAGUAGUUGAAAUCAAAGGCAAGGAUCAAGACACCCGAAACCCACUGCUGCUUUAAAUGAAGACCAAACUCGACUUUAAUUCAACUUCCAUCUAUUUAGAACAUACGGCGUUGUGUCCCUUUAACCAGGAAGUACCAGAUGUUCGUUGGUGUUGAAAGAAACAAUACGUCUUCCUGUUUCUGCUUAUUGUCAGUGCUGCCUUGGCUACUUGCGGUAGCAAAGGAAUACUGUUAUCAUCCUCUAUGCUGACAUGCUGUCAUUUAGAAGAACAUAAAACUCUCAAAAUAUGAAA
Haliotis rubra (blacklip abalone) is the source of this 1068-nucleotide messenger RNA. RefSeq lists its product as uncharacterized. Bases 38 to 832 code for a protein of 264 amino acids. The record is from RefSeq and is a predicted model, not a curated record. The transcript is spliced from 6 exons. Lineage: Eukaryota; Metazoa; Mollusca; Gastropoda; Lepetellida; Haliotidae.